AUGAUCAUUCAUAGAGGCUGCUGCACUAAGUCUCAUGUUUGGUCCUCCAUCCAGGACACCAUCACCAAGAAUGAGAUCUGGGGAUGGAUGGUCUGUUGUACCGACAUCUUCGACAAGGACCCUGAAGGUUUCCGGGGCUGGCUACCAACCACGACAGACGGUAUCGAUGCAGCUUAG
Molecule: messenger RNA, 177 nt
Organism: Pyrenophora tritici-repentis Pt-1C-BFP
Lineage: Eukaryota; Fungi; Ascomycota; Dothideomycetes; Pleosporales; Pleosporaceae
Source: RefSeq, a predicted model, not a curated record